Molecule: messenger RNA, 4122 nt
Organism: Spodoptera frugiperda (fall armyworm)
Lineage: Eukaryota; Metazoa; Arthropoda; Insecta; Lepidoptera; Noctuidae
Gene: eIF2Bbeta
Exons: 25
Coding region: 102-3158 (1018 amino acids)
Biological process (GO): translational initiation
Cellular component (GO): eukaryotic translation initiation factor 2B complex
Molecular function (GO): guanyl-nucleotide exchange factor activity; translation initiation factor activity
Source: RefSeq, a predicted model, not a curated record
UUAUGUUGUCAAAUCUAGAUUCACGUAUUAUUUUUUGUUUAAUUCUAUGAACGUGCUAUAUUUCCUUAACAAAUCUUAAUUUAAUAGUAUAAAUACUAAAAAUGUUUCUCUACCAAGGCCCUGUGAAGGAAUUAGACGAUAAAUUCGUCACUUUGAUUGGGAAAUUUGUAGCUGACAUCAAACAUGGCAAGAUCCGAGGGUCUACCAACAGAGUGCUGGCGAUGGUGACACUCCUGGAGACCAUCAUCACGGAGUCUCAGUAUACCACAGCAGUUGAACUAUGCGGCGCCAUCCGUGCUGCUGGUCGGCAGGUGAUGGCUGCUCUGCCCAACGAGCUGGUGAUAGCCAACGUGGCCAGGAGGCUGCUCCGAGCCAUCCGCGACGAGAACAGAGCCCAAGGGAACCAGGGCAUAGAAGGGUCUGGAGAGAGUCUGCAGCGGUUGGUCCUGGCGGCGAGCGCCCGUCGCGCCACGCUGGGGUCGGCUCAGCAUGACCUGAGGGAACCCUUGAGAGAUUAUAUUGCUGAGCUCCGAGGCGAGCUAGAAUCCAGCAUAUCCAGCAUAUGCGGGCAGGCACGGGAACACGUGCACGGCGACGAGCUGAUCCUCACGUACGGAGCCAGCGCCAUCACGGAGCGGUUCCUCCGCGCCGCAGCCCCUCGGAAGUACAAGCUGAUACUGGCUGAAGGACCUGAUCCUACUGAGAGCCAUGCGAUGGCCAACCGAUUGAGUGCGGCUGGGGUACCUGUGACCGUCAUCAGCGCCGCUUCCAUCUACGCUGUCAUGUCGCGAGUUAAUAAGGUGGUGAUCAGCGUGAAGGCAGCGCUGGGCGGUGGCGCCGUGCUGUCUGAGGCUGGCCUGUUCUCCGUCACUCUAGCCGCCAGGCAUUACAGGGUGCCUGUGCUGGCACUAGUACCGCUGUACAAAUUAUGUCCGAUACACGACUUGACUCCGUUCAACUCAUCCGGCUCGCCUCAUACCGCAUUAUCUUAUGACCGGCACGAGGCGACGAGCGACAAUGUGCACGUGUACGCUCCGAUGUACGACUUCGCCCCGCCAGACCACGUCACGCUGUUUAUCACCAAUCUCGGCGGCAGUUCUCCAUCGUACAUGUACCGCAUGCUGUCAGAAUUAUACGACCCGAGCGACUACGCGUUAUUUGAAAUAAUCAUUGUGCUUGUAAAAGUGUCGCAGUGCAGUGUGUCAGUGUUGUGUUGUUUGGUGUUAGUGAGGCGGAGCGGAGCGUUAGGCUCCGGCGUGUCGGCGCGGAUCGAUAAAACGAGCUGGUAUGGCGCAGAGGUCAUGAGCCAGGGGGGCUCAAGAAGGCCCUAUUCGCGCGGGGGCCCGCGCUGGCACCCGCGCUACAAGGACUACUGGGACUACGAACAAAACUAUAGCGAUGGCAGCAGUGCAGGCAGUCCGAAGGAGGCGUGCGUGGCGGCGUCCCCGCCCCCUGCGCCGGCGCCGGUGAAGCGCGACGUGCGCCACCACCACCCCCACUCCCACCCCCAGCAUGUGCAGCACCAGCCGCAUGGACAGCACGUCCAACAUCCACAGCAUAUGCACCAUGAACAGCAUUCGAGACCGCUAAGUAUAGGCGGCGGAGCAGGCGGGUCUCGACGCGCCGAGCGUCGGGCCGCCGGUCCCUCCGAAAGACGCCGCACAGAGAUGCGCGUCAGUCCAGGAGGCGCCGGUCCGUCAGCGGAUCCUCCACAUAUGAUGCAUCAUCACCAUAUGGACACCAACCCCCUAGAAGGUUCAGUGGAGUCCAUGGUGAGCGGUGCAGGCUCCUCAGACGGGGAGCUAUCCUCAAAGGCUGGAGACAGCCCCAGUAGAAAGCGGAGGCGGAUCUCCAGACAUCUGUCGUCAGGGGAGAGCAACGUGUCAGUUUCUGCGCCGGCCGUCGAACGACGCACGCCCAGACAUCACUAUCAACCUCCCCGGCGGAUGCGAUACGUGAACAACGGUGCGGGCACAUGGGCGGAGAGGCUGAUAGAGCCUCACGCGCAUCCCGCGCAUCCCGCCCAUCCCGCGCAUCCCGCGCAUCCCGCCCAUCAUACGCAUCACACGCAUCACGCACACCCGCAUCACACGCCGCUGUUACUCGAUAUCAAUCAGAUGUCAGUCCGCGGCACCCGUCUGGGCGCGCUGGGCGGCGUGGGCUGGCACCACGCGCAACACGCGCAGCACGCGCAGCACGCGCCGCACGCGCGCGACCACGCGCAGCGCACGCAGAUGGGCGGCGUGUACGCCGGGCUCCAGUACCACGGGAGCUUCGCCCCGCCGCCUCCGCCCCGCGGUCCGUUCGCGUCGCCGCCGCAUCCCCACACACACUACAUCACUAAUUCUCAGCGCGCUGAAGGCGGUCGGCUAGAGAUGGUGGGGGGCGGCGAGGGCACCCUCUCCCCCCUGCAGCCGGCAACCGACCUGCAUCACGCGCCGUUAUUACUUGCCACUGAGGCGCGAGGGGCUCCCAUCGAGCUGAUGGCGCCUCACCACGCGAGACACGCGCUCUCCCACCACCACCAUCGUCGCAGCGGCGGCGGGGUGGGCGUGGGCGUGGGGGGCGGCGUGGGCGUGGGCGUGGUGGGCGGCGGGGCGCGCGCGCGGCCCUACGUGCGCCACGCGGCGCGCUGGCCGCACCACCCGCUGCACCACCUACACACGCAGGGCGGCGGCGGGUUGGUGGGCGCGGCGCUGCCGGCGCACGUACAGGCGCAGCUACACGUCGCGCAACCACUGUCUCUGCCGCCUCCACCGCCCACUUACCAGGUGUUCCUAAACCUCCUGGCGAUGUUCCCACUAUCCCCCUACGCGGAAGCAAGAGGCACCGGCGAAGAAGGCGCCGAGUCCACUGAACCAGAAAACUACGAAGCCCUAUUAUCGUUAGCGGAGCGCCUGGGCGAGGCGAAGCCCCGAGGCCUUGCCCGGCAUGAGAUCGAAGCGCUACCGAGCUACAAGUUCGCGGCGGCGACCCACCGCGGUGAACAGACUAGCUGUGUAGUGUGUAUGUGCGAGUUCGAGGCCCGGCAGAUGCUGCGGGUACUGCCCUGUGCACAUGAGUUCCAUGCUAAGUGCGUGGAUAAGUGGCUUAGGUCAAACCGGACCUGCCCGAUAUGCCGCGGCAACGCGUCAGAAUACUUCAGCAAUACAGAGUGACUCUCACAAGACGACACAUCUACAUAUAACCACAGCAGACUGUCCGUCUAUCAAGUUGUUAUACAACGACUCAUAUAACAUAACAUUACUGGAGAAAUUUGUGUUCGUAACAUUACAGGGGGGCCUACUCUAAUUCAACAGACGAAUGAAUGAACGAAAAAACUUCGCAGAUUGCAUACUACAAUUCUAUUUAUUGCGAACUUUCGUGAAUGAAAAAAUGAACGAAUGAAAUGAAGAUAAAUAAAAAGGUUUUGAUAUGAAAUUAAAAAUAAAACGUUAUUCAAGCGCAUCGAAGCGUCUAUCCAAAACUGCACAUAAGAAAUUCAACCUUAACUCCACAGAGUAAGGGUAAAUUUAUACUAGCGCAGAGUAGAAUCGUUGUUUGCGCGCAGACGCGCGAUUUACGAAGAAUGCGCGCGCUUUUUUAAAAUCUCAGAAGUAAUGUGUGCGUUACGCUGUUGAGUUAAGGUUGCAUUUGUUAUGUUCAGUUUUGGAAAAACGCUUCGAUGCGCUUCGACUCUGUGCUAGUAUAAAUUGACCCUUAAUAAAUCAAUAAUAAAACCUACGGCCGAAGAUUAAACGAAACUUCGCAUUCGAGAACCAGAGUAGGCCCCCAGGACUGGUGAAAACUAGAUGUUACAUUUCAUAAUUAUUUUGGUUGAAUACUAAAUUAUUUGUAACUGAAUUUGUGUUUGUAUAUAAGGUGUUUUAAAAUUAUAUAUACAUGGGACGUAUAACACAAAUGAUAAAAACUGGGUGUACAUUGUAUACCGGCAUUAGCCGUAAUGUGCACUUCUGCCUACCCUUUCAGGGAUAAUAGGCGUGAUGUUUUCUGUCACAUAUUUAAUGGGAGGUAGUAUUGUUAGAAGAGUACAAUAGUGAAGAAAUUUCGUACCCCGCACCAGUUAAUUCAAUUUGAGAACAUAAAGAAGUUAAAUAAACAUUGACUCUACUCUGCAUAUCG